Molecule: messenger RNA, 2755 nt
Organism: Folsomia candida
Lineage: Eukaryota; Metazoa; Arthropoda; Collembola; Entomobryomorpha; Isotomidae
Exons: 7
Coding region: 117-1583 (488 amino acids)
Biological process (GO): transmembrane transport
Cellular component (GO): plasma membrane
Molecular function (GO): ABC-type transporter activity
Source: RefSeq, a predicted model, not a curated record
CUUAUGGACUUUUACUGCUUGAAUUCAUUGGAGGAUAUUGUGCUCCGCCUUUGUCAAGAAGACGAAUUAAAACAUGGUCCCGCAAGACGAAAAGCUCUAAAUUUAUUAACAGUAUAAUGUUCAAUCCUCUGGAAAAGGAUGCCAAUUUUUCUGAAGUCAAGCUCACAGGGAUUCGUCAAAUUUUAUUCGACGACCAUUAUCCAAUUAGCAACGCCCCACAAGUGACACAAAACCGCAGAGCCAGUAACAUAAAAUGGAAGCGAUUAAGCGUGGGGGCGAAUCCCUACCACCUUCCAAAGUCGAAACAAGUGUUCAGCAAGUAUUUAAACAUUGUGGCAGCUCUGACCAAAAAGAAUUUCGUUGUACAAAUACGUCAUCCAAUGACCGUUUUCGCUCAGCUUGUUCUUCCGAUAUUUCAACUUGCUUUAUACAAUUUAGUCAUGGGGAGGGAACCGUAUGGACUAAAUAUUGCCUAUGUCAGUCACGAUUGGAACAACCAGAACAAUAAGACUGGAAUUAAUACUUCCUUGGUUGAUUUUUGCUCCGACACGUAUAAUUCAAAAUCUAUUAAUGGGAGCAAACUGGCAUGCCUCGGAAAUGAGAUGACUGCAAUUUGCACUUUUCUUAACCAGUUUGAAAAACAUGAGAUCACAUGGAUAUCAACUGCAUCGAUCUCAGAAUCUCUCGACCUUAUCCACAAGGGUGACGCUAUUGGCUACUUAGAAUUUCCUGAAAACUUCACGCAUCAUUUUCGGAAUCGAGCAGUGCAUCGCAACUUUGCAGACAAUGAGACGAUUGACGGUUCCUCUUUGAGAAUGAGGAUGGACUUAUCAGAUGCAAUAAGCACUGGCUGGUUGAUGAAUAAAAUAUUCAACCGAUACUUGAAUUUUAUGAAGGAGACUGUGAUAAGUUGUGGCGAAGAUUUUAGAUUGACAGAUUUGCCAAUCAAGUACAACUCGGUAUUUGGAGAAUCGGACGAACAAACUUGGAUAGAAUUUAUGCAACCAGGCGUUAUACUAGCGUUCAUGUUUACCAUUGCAAGCUUGCACGGGAUUCUGUGGGUGGGCGAGAAACGCUUAGGAAUUGCAGAUCGUGGAAGAGCUGCAGGAAUUACGUUUAGCCACAUAAUUUGUGCCAGCAUCCUUUCCAACACGGUCGUAAUUGUUGGUCAGAUUUGUAUCAUUGUUGCCAUUUGCGUAAAAUUUUACGGUUUGACGAUGGGAGGAUCUUGGGCGCUGGCAGUGAUUCUCAUGUUCAUCGUGUCCUUGGCCGGUCAAUCUUUAGGCUACUUUUGGGCAAGUUUUUGCAACAAUGAGAUGGACAUUGUUAUGAUUCAACUCUUUUAUUUGACCACACUCAUGACCUCGUCAGGCGUAAUGUGGCCUUUGGAGUCAGUGGUGAAAUUGUGGCGUACCCUGUGCUUGAUGAUCCCCGUCUCAAUCCCCAUCAUGGCGUUGCGAGCAAUUAUAUUUCGAGGAUGGGGUCUGGAUCAUCCAGAAGUUCUUCAAGGGUUCGCUGUUGCAAUUUGCUGGAUUUUGGUCACGCUUGGAGUAAGCACAUAUGUCAAUAGACGCAAGAAAUAACAUGCAGAGAUAACUAUAUGUACACACAUAUGUACAAGCAAAGGUACAUAAAUAAAUUUAUAUAGAUAUCUUGGCGUUAAUUUGUUUAAUUUAAUUGGAUAUAUUCAUGUGAUAAGAAUUAGAUAUUAUUUUUACGAAUAAAUGAAGAAACUCAUGCGAUUUCACAUUGUCAAUGCAGACUUUGCUAAGAAAUAUUGUGUUCACAUCUGUAGCAAUAUUUUCAUGAACUUUUUCUUACCAAGUAAUUAAUAAAUAUGUAUGUGUGCACCCGAAGAUAUAAAUCUGCAAUUACAAAUUGAUUUACAGAAAAACUCAAGCGAGUCUUUAUCAGAACAAUGUAUCCAAUAUUAUUUCCCGUAAUAACGAUCAUAGAGUACAUAAUUUAUCCUUGUUCCUUACAAGAAACAUUAAAAAUUCUUCUGAUGUGAGGAAGGAAGGGCGUGUCUAAUGUAGAAAUAUUAGAGCAGUAGAUUAUUUAUCUUUAUUAAAUGCAUAAGCCGUCUUGGGUUGUACUUAACUUAAAUUUACAUAUGAACAAAUCAUGUAAUAUUUAUGUAGACACGUUUUCCUUGCUCAAUGGACAUUGACAUUGAAUUAAAAAACAACUCCGGCAAAAUUAUACUUAUUUAAUAUUUGUAUCCGUCCGUAGGUAAUCCUUAUGAAACAAAGAUUUCAUGAAUAAAUAUAGGAUUUACAUAUUUAAUGGGUAUAAGCAAUCCUAUAAUAGUCUACGUAUUUGCAUAUGACUUACAUUGUUCUAAAUUAUUAUUAGUUUGAAUUAUAACAUUAUGUAUGUGCAUGUGUGGUAUCGAAGAAGCCUUCUCACAAGUCAAAUGUCCCCCCAGUGAUUUGGGUGUUUGAUUUGCUUAUUCUCAAGCAAACUCUAGAAUUCUUGAUUAUUUUGCUUCUCAUCGUAAAAUUUAUCCACAUUUUCUCAAACCAUGACCACGUCCAAUCUACAUGUAUAUUUUUUAGUACGAAACAACCCAACAGCAUAUUGUAUAGUAGAUAUUUAAUUGUCUAGAUAUGAAUUCCUUCCAUUCGUAUUUGUCUUCCUACUUUCUUACUCUAUAUGUAGUGUGUAGUCUCAAACCUUUGUGAUGCAUAUGUAAAUAUCCUUGUACUCAGGAGGUCGAUAGCUUGUCCUUCAUGUUGUCUGCCUGGAAUUUGUU